Messenger RNA from Musca vetustissima, 1062 nucleotides. It is a transcript of the gene rho-7, whose product is annotated as presenilins-associated rhomboid-like protein, mitochondrial. Gene Ontology annotation, molecular function: serine-type endopeptidase activity. The coding region runs from base 1 to 1062 and encodes 353 amino acids. Lineage: Eukaryota; Metazoa; Arthropoda; Insecta; Diptera; Muscidae. The transcript has 6 exons. The record is from RefSeq and is a predicted model, not a curated record. Gene Ontology annotation, cellular component: membrane.
AUGAUUUUACGGCUGGGCAGAUGUGUCUGGCAAACACAGCUAAGGGAUACCUCAAUACAAUUCGGCCGGGAUACAAGCCAACGUUUGUUAUUGCAUCAUGUUGGUCAUUCAACAGAGGCACGGACAACACCUGUAUUUCGUCAAAUACGCACAUCGGCGCCAUCGAAAAAACCAUCUGGACCUGUCAUACAACCAUUGGGUGAGGUUGGUGGCGGAAAUGUACCAUCAGAAAAUGUAUUCAAGGCGUUGAUUUUUACUGGAGCGUUUAGUAUUGGAGCUUUUGCCGGGGCAACGGUAAUGGAAUAUGAGAACACCCGUAACAUGAUGUUGGAAAAGGCUAGACAGGCAAAAUUGGGUUGGAUACGAAGAAAGCCCAGCGAUGAAGAUCCAUGGGAGAGUAUUAAACGUGAUGUGAAACGAUUGUGGGAACGUUUGUCACCUGGCGAAAAAGUGUUUGUGCCCAUUUGUGCUGCAAAUGUUUUAGUCUUUGGUCUGUGGCGUGUACCCGCAUUGAGAGCAACAAUGAUGAAAUAUUUCUGUUCCAAUCCAGCAGCAAAAGCGGUUUGUUGGCCCAUGUUCCUGUCAACAUUUAGCCAUUAUUCGGCCUUUCACUUAUUCGCCAAUAUGUAUGUGCUGCAUAGUUUUUCAAAUUUGGCUGUUUUGUCACUGGGCAAGGAACAAUUUUUGGCUGUGUAUUUGAGUGCUGGUGUUAUUGCAAGUUUAGCCAGUGUUCUUUAUAAAGCUUUGACAGUACAAGCUGGUCUCUCUAUAGGAGCUUCCGGUGCCAUAAUGGCUGUAUUGGCAUAUGUCUGCGCCCAAUAUCCCGACACACAACUGAGUAUAUUAUUUUUACCAAUGUUAACAUUUUCUGCCGGAACAGCAAUUAAAGUAAUUAUGGGUAUCGAUUUGGCUGGUUGCAUAAUGGGUUGGAAAUUUUUCGAUCAUGCCGCACAUUUAGGUGGAGCUAUAUUUGGACUAUUUUGGACUUUCUAUGGGCCAGAACUUUGGCAAAAGCGCGUUCCUCUGUUGACAAUGUAUCACGAUUGGCGAAAAACGAAAUAG